Hyalella azteca is the source of this 507-nucleotide messenger RNA. RefSeq lists its product as uncharacterized. NCBI's taxonomy places the organism in Eukaryota, Metazoa, Arthropoda, Malacostraca, Amphipoda, Hyalellidae. The coding region runs from base 1 to 507 and encodes 168 amino acids. The record is from RefSeq and is a predicted model, not a curated record. The transcript has a single exon.
AUGCCUGGAUUUGGUCAGGCCUGCGCCUUGGUAUGGUCAGGUGUGCGCCUUGAUAUGGCCAGGCCUGCGCCUGGAUAUGGUCAGGCCGGCGCCUUGGUAUGGUCAGGCCUGAGCCUGGAUAUGGUCAGGCCUGCGCCUGGAUAUGGUCAGGCCGGCGCCUUGGUAUGUUCAGGCCUUGGCCUGGAUAUGGUCAGGCCUGCGCCUGGAUAUGGUCAGGCCGGCGCCUUGGUAUGGUCAGGCCUGAGCCUGGAUAUGGUCAGGCCUGCGCCUGGAUAUGGUCAGGCCGGCGCCUUGGUAUGGUCAGGCCUGAGCCUGGAUAUGGUCAGGCCUGCGCCUGGAUAUGGUCAGGCCGGCGCCUUGGUAUGGUCAGGCCUGAGCCUGGAUAUGGUCAGGCCUGCGCCUGGAUAUGGUCAGGCCGGCGCCUGGAUAUGGUCUGGCCUGCGCCUGGAUAUGGUCAGCCUGAGCCUGGAUAUAGUCAGGCCUGCGCCUGGAUAUGGUCAGGCCUGA